Meloidogyne enterolobii is the source of this 609-nucleotide messenger RNA. Lineage: Eukaryota; Metazoa; Nematoda; Chromadorea; Rhabditida; Meloidogynidae. The record is from the annotation of a GenBank genome assembly.
AUGAAUCUUCAGCAAGAACACCAAGAUUAUUGUGAAGUAUGUCAACAAGGAGGUGAAAUAAUCCUUUGUGACACUUGCCCACGUGCUUACCACUUGGUGUGUUAUGAUCAAGACUUGGAAGAACCCCCAGAAGGAUUCUGGUCUUGUCCACAUUGCGAGCAAAACGGGCCUCCUUCAAGAGAUGAGGCAGCAGCAGAUGCGACUCCAGGAAAUAUGGAUACUUGUAGAGUUUGUUCUGAACGCGAUUUUCUGUUGACUUGUGAGCGCUGCCCGAGCUCAUACCAUGCUUAUUGUUUGUCACCUCCACUAAAAGAAUUGCCAAAUGAGCAUGAAGAUUGGAUAUGUCCACGUUGCCAGUGUGUUGAACCAAAAAAUCGUCCUGAAAAAUUGCUGAGUUGGCGUUGGAUUGAAUAUGCCUACCCAGAACCUUUACCCGAAGAAUAUCGCCUUAAAGAAGGAGAAAAUGCUGUGAAUAUUGACGAUCCUGAACGACGAAAGAUUAGUUUCUUAAGACCUCAAAAAGAGAUGAAGCCUCGUCGAGAGCGCGAAUUUUUCGUCAAAUGGAAAUAUAUGAGCUACUGGUAUUUUGAUAUUUUAAAUUAUUUGUAA